Molecule: messenger RNA, 1974 nt
Organism: Nicrophorus vespilloides
Lineage: Eukaryota; Metazoa; Arthropoda; Insecta; Coleoptera; Silphidae
Product: putative sodium-coupled neutral amino acid transporter 11
Exons: 9
Coding region: 203-1618 (471 amino acids)
Biological process (GO): amino acid transmembrane transport
Molecular function (GO): amino acid transmembrane transporter activity
Source: RefSeq, a predicted model, not a curated record
CGCGCGUUUCCGAACUUCGACGUCGACGAAGAUUGCGCGGAGCAGGAGCAGGAUCAGAACGGUGAAGGAGUGGAAAGGAGGAGAGAGGCUGCGUCGCGACGUCGAGGGAUGUUGGCAGCACUCCGUUCGCGAUCACCGAACAACAAGUAGAGAGAACACCUGAUUGACUGACUUGCCUUUUCUUCAGCGUCGAGAAACCGCGAUGGCUAAUAAGAACAUGGCACGUGAGAACAGCUACAUCUUGGAGGACAGGUCCAGGUUCGAAGACAGAGGCAGCAGCAUCGAUUCCAACGAAAACGCCUUUGACGACAUGAAGCAGUUAAUUAACAAUGAUGACGAAGACAAGACAUCGAGCCUUCCCUGGGCCAGCUUCAAUUUCAUCAAUUCGAUCAUAGGAAGCGGCGUCAUAGGUAUUCCGUACGCGUUCCACGAAGCGGGCUUCGGAUUGGGCAUCCUGCUGCUGAUCCUGGUGGCUUACAUAACCGAUUACUCUCUGAUCCUGAUGGUGCGAUGCGGCAAUCUGAGCGGCCGGUUCACCUACCAGGGCAUCAUGGAGGCGGCGUUCGGUCGUCCCGGUUACAUCCUGCUGAGCUUCCUGCAAUUCAUCUACCCGUUCACAGCCAUGGUUUCGUACAACGUCGUCGUCGGUGAUACGCUGACGAAGGUGAUAGUCCGGAUAACGGGAUGCGAACCGGACUCGGUGCUGGGCAGAAGAGAAGUGGUCGUCCUGGUGGCCACCCUCCUCAUAACCAUUCCUUUGUGCUUGUAUCGCGACAUCGCUCGUUUGGCGAAGGUUUCCUUCUUCAGUCUCAUCUGCAUCGCCUUCAUCCUCGUCUCGAUCCUCAUCAAGAUCAGCACGAUGCGAGAGCUCAUCCCUCCGGAUUCGAACAUGUGGCGACUGGUCAAUUGGGACAUCGUUCCUGCUAUAGCAAUCAUGGCAUUCGCUUUCAUGUGUCACCACAACACCUUCCUGAUCUACGGCUCCAUCCACGAGGCCAACCAAAAGAGAUGGGACAUCGUCACGCACAUCUCCAUCUUCACAUCGAUGUGCGUAUCGUUCCUCUUCGGCGUCGCCGGAUACGCCACCUUCGCGGGAUACUCUCAAGGCGAUUUAUUGGAGAACUACUGCUGGGACGAUGACCUGAUGAACUUCAGCCGAGUCCUCUUCAGCGUGCAGAUCCUGCUGACCUUCCCCAUCGAGUGUUUCGUGACUAGGGACGUGGUGGAGACGUCGCUCCUCGGUAAGAACGCCAACGUGCCGAUGUCCGAGCGCACCCACUACCUCCUCACCCUCGCCAUCAUCGGAAGCACAUACUUUAUCUCAAUGGCAACGGAUUGUUUGGGCGUCGUCCUCGAGCUGAACGGUGUUGUCGCUGCCGUUCCCUUAGCAUACAUCUUACCCGCCAUUAUCUAUCUGCGAUUGGAGGAGGGCAGCGUCUUCUCCCGCCGGAAAUUGCCCAGUCUGGCGUUGGCAGCGUUCGGUGUCAUUGUUGCAAGCGUCGGGACGCUCUUCAUGUUCGUCGACUUCGACCAGAGCAGCGACAGUUGCUCGCACGGUAAAGUCAUGUUCUACUGCGAGGGAAACGCCACCGUCGCGCCCACCCUGAAGACAUUCUGAACUCAGACGACUCUUGCAAUCGUUUGCUCUUCCUAAUUUGCACAAUUUAUUUCCAGAAAGUUUCUUUGCGGUACCAAAAGUUCCUUUCAUUCUGCAAUCAGCUACAAUACAAACAAGCAGAGAUAAUCUAUUUCAGUUCCGUAUACUCGUAAAGAGACUUAAUCAAAGAUUAGUCGCAACAAAAGCUCCAUUUUUUUUUUCACAAAUUGUAUUCGUUUAUGAUUUACAAUAAUUUGAUUACGUUUUAUAAUGAAACUGUCAAUGAGAAUAGCCUCAAAGCUGACAUUUCCAAGUUCGAAGUCGUGUAAAUAAUUAAGAAAGAGAGAGAUUCGUUGCCAAAAAGUGAAUAUUUAUAU